UUUGACUCGGAACAUUUUUGGUUUCAUAUCGGCAAGUUGAUGUUUGAGGACGUGUUUAUUGAAAACUGCAAGCUGAAACUUUGAACUCAAGAGAUCACAUAGUGUUCUUGACUGAAUAUGGAAGAACUAAGGCAUCAAGUUAUGAUAAACCAGUUUGUUCUUACAGCCGGAUGUGCGGCAGACCAAGCAAAGCAGCUUCUACAAGCUUCACGCUGGCAGUUUGAGACUGCUCUUAGUACUUUUUUCCAAGAAGCUAAUAUUCCUUACAGCCAUCAGAUGAUGCGCACUCCAUCCAACACCCCCGCAACACCCCCCAACUUCCCAGAUGCACUAUCUAUGUUCUCCUGCCUGAAAGCCUCUGAAAGCUUCGGGAACAGUAGUCCAAUUGCUUCAAUGGCUACAUCUCCAACUCCUCACGUCAACUGGGUCAUGAGCCCUCCAGCAACCACUGGUCACCAGGGACGAUGGACUCCAUGUCAGAUCGCAACACAGACGGCAUCACCGGGCUGGCCAGCAGCUGUAACACAGCAAGCCUCCACUGAGCAUGCUAGUAUUGCCAUUGGGGCAGAGAGAUAGAGACUACUUUAACUAUCCAUCACACCUUACGGGAAGAGGAGGAUGGUUGAUUUUGGCAGUUGUGCACAGUGGAUAUCGAACAGUGCAGCGAGAGCGCUGAUUGGAUGUAAUUAACAGUAUGGGAGAUCCAUGGUAGCACUGAUGGUACAGCUCAUGGCCACUCUUCUGAGGACACAGGAGAUUUGUUUUAAAUGAGACUGUUUUAAAAUGAUUUAUUUGUUGGCGAUUACCAAAAAGAUGGACAAAAUGAGUAAAUAUGUCGCAUAUUCUAAGAGAACCUCAAAUGAAUGAAUGUGUUAAUCAGUCAUUUUAUUCUCUUCUAUUUCAGCAGUUCUCAAUUAAUGGUUAAUACACAACACUAUUUUGCACUGUAUACUCAAACCCUGCAGUGACUUGAGAUUAAAUGGCUAGUUCGACCAAAAAUGAUCAGUGACGCUUUAUCAGCUGCCAUUGUAUUGAAAAGAUGGACUGUGAUAUGAAAAUGAAACAAAGUCAUACAGUAAUGUAAAUGAGGCUAGAAUCAUAUGAACCAUCCCUUUAAUGGACAGGAUUUACUGCAGUAAUCAUAUGAUCUUUCCAGACUGGUUUGUAAUUAUUGACUUCCUUAUAACGCUCUAUGAUGCACUGAAUUAAUUUACAUUUUGUAUGAUUAGAAUAAAUGGAAGGAAUUUCAUGGCCAAAAAGAUUUCUACAUCUGACAUUCACAUCUGAACAUUGAAUUCAAUGGUUAAUGGCGUUCAGCACUUAAAACACAGGCCUGUUUUAUCACAAAUCCCUAUUUUAUUAUAUACAGCAAAAAUGUUUUCCUAAUAUUUUUUACCCCAAUGAUCAUCUCCCUGUAUCUGUGUUCACGAUGUCUCCACAAUAUUUGUGGACUACGUGAUGGUUACCAUUUCCUACUA
Molecule: messenger RNA, 1478 nt
Organism: Xyrauchen texanus (razorback sucker)
Lineage: Eukaryota; Metazoa; Chordata; Actinopteri; Cypriniformes; Catostomidae
Product: UBA-like domain-containing protein 1
Exons: 3
Coding region: 118-576 (152 amino acids)
Molecular function (GO): protein binding
Source: RefSeq, a predicted model, not a curated record